Messenger RNA from Asterias rubens (European starfish), 1964 nucleotides. RefSeq names its product sequestosome-1-like. The transcript has 8 exons. NCBI's taxonomy places the organism in Eukaryota, Metazoa, Echinodermata, Asteroidea, Forcipulatida, Asteriidae. The record is from RefSeq and is a predicted model, not a curated record. The coding region runs from base 248 to 1660 and encodes 470 amino acids. Gene Ontology annotation, cellular component: aggresome; amphisome. Gene Ontology annotation, molecular function: K63-linked polyubiquitin modification-dependent protein binding; protein kinase C binding; zinc ion binding. Gene Ontology annotation, biological process: aggrephagy; mitophagy; endosome organization.
UAAACAAAUGUAGGCCUAAAUGUACACACAACAACGUUAUUGGUACGUAUAACAACAGAUUCUAGAACUAUCGUUACUCCGUCAAACCUGAUAUAAAGGCUCUUCUUUUCCAAACACUACCAUUCUCGUUUUAUCAAGACACUUCACAAGCGAUCAACAGGAUUUUCUGCAAAAGACGAAGCGAGUUUUGAGAGAUUUGUUGCUGAUUUGUUCGAAAAAUAAGUGAGAGAACGCACACAAGGUGAACAUGGCACUUACCGUGAAGGCGUACCUAAAGCGAGGGGAGAAUGUUGGCAAAGAAAUUCGGCGCUUUUCUGUGGACCCGACUGUUGCAGCCAACUAUGAGUACAUGUCAAAGAAAGUAGCUCAAGUCUUUCCCUCUUUAGGAUCACCGGACAACUUUACUUUGGCCUGGAAAGACACUGAUGAAGACCUGAUAACAUUCUCCAGUGAUGAGGAAUUAGUAGAAGCUCUUGGCCAGAGAGAUGGAGAUGUGUUCCGCAUCUUCAUCAAAGAGACUAAGACUAGUCGAGGCUCUGAUGGAUAUGAUGGCCGCGGCCCAAAUGUACGUGAAGAGGAUAUCUUUCAUCCGGGUGUUGUCUGUGAUGGCUGUAAUUCUCCUAUCCGGGGACCACGUUUCAAGUGUAUCGAGUGCCCAGAUUACGAUCUUUGCAAAAGAUGCGAGUCAAAGGGACUGCAUGAGGAACACCAGUUCGUCAAGUUCCGCAAACCUCAGAUUGGCCGAACAAGACUUGGGGGUUUUGGUUGUAAUCCUGGUAUGUGGCGAGCUUUUAGCGGCGGGCAUGGCCAUCCAGGAUGGCGCCAUUGGUGGUUGCAGCAACAACAACAACAACAACAGCAGUAUUGCCAGCGUGAGCAACAGCAAUUUGGCAGCACAGACAACCCACAGCAGAAGUCUGAGGGUGCAGGUCCAAAACCUGAAGGAACAAGCCAGGCUGACGCAAGCCAAGGAUAUGGUCCAGGAUUCCCUGACCCAGCCAACUUUCUUCGUGAUAUUGGGCAGUCUGUUGCACAAAUGCUGGACCCCCUCGGCAUUGAUGUUGACAUAGAUGUGGAGCACAAUGGUGAACGUCGCAAGUGUGGUGGUGGACGUGGGCAUGGGCGUCGCUUCUAUGGCGGCGGAUACCCACAUGGCCAUGGUCAUGGCAGCAAGAAGUGCAAAAAGGGCAAAGGAAAGUGGAAGUAUCAUUGUUCAAGCGAUGAAGAGAAAGAACAGGGGGGUGAAGCUGCAAAGGAUGAGACUGUUUCUGAAGCGUCACCUGGAACAAGUGAGGAGAUGAAAGGGGCUAAGGCUCAGGAAGCUAUGGAUACAGAGGGAAAUGAUGGGCAGCGUCGUCGUGAGGAAUCUGGAUGGACUAUGCUAGAUGAAUCUGACUCUACUGGAGGCAGUUCCAGCCAAUCUAAACCAUCACCAUCUGCUCCAACCUUCCCUCAAACUGACCUAACUGUAGAUGGUGAAGCUGACAAACUGAAAGAUAUGCACAUCAGCACCCACCCAGAUGAACGCAUUGCUAAUGCACUGAGCUACAUGCAAGGUAUGGGUUAUGAUAAUGAGGGUGGUUGGCUGACUCAUCUCCUUGAGACCAAGAAUGGAGACAUCAAUCGUGCCCUGGACGCCAUUAAGUUUGGCAAGAAGUAGCCUCCCCGUGAUGGGCCAAAAUAAACCAAGAAAAUUAGUAGAGGAAAAGCAUUUUUAAGAGCAUUUACUUUUAAUCAUUUUAAAGUUAUGGUGGUGUUUUAUGAAGUUUUCAAAUAAUAACCCUAACAGUUUUUUUAAUGUUAUCACUUCUUAAAAUUAAAAAGAGUUUAAUUUUACAAACAAAAAAGCAAGUUGUUCAAAAGAAUUAAAUAAUUACAGUUAAAGGAACUUUACAGAAUUGGUAAGAAACAAACUUUCCCAAGAUCACAGAUUUACAUAAACUUAAACUUAUCUUUUCCCAAGA